Melitaea cinxia (Glanville fritillary) is the source of this 2326-nucleotide messenger RNA. RefSeq names its product piggyBac transposable element-derived protein 4-like. NCBI's taxonomy places the organism in Eukaryota, Metazoa, Arthropoda, Insecta, Lepidoptera, Nymphalidae. Bases 189 to 2147 code for a protein of 652 amino acids. The record is from RefSeq and is a predicted model, not a curated record. The transcript has 2 exons.
GUAACACAUAAUCGUUAGAAUGUUUUUGAAACUAUUUUUCGAACGUACCCUUACGCUAUCUAAAAAAAAAGCAACAGGUGAUUGACGUUUACGAUUUGUGACAGACGACGGCGAAGUUUAGUAUUGAGGUUGUUUUUCGAUGACCAGUAAAUCAACAAAAAUCUCUGAAAAGUGCCACAGUUUUCAUAAUGAGUAGAAAAAAGCAACUGACGGACCGUCAAAUAGAAGAGGAGCUCGAAGAUCUCUUUGGGUUUCCUGAUGGCAUGGUGUCUGAAGACGAUGCUGAGGUAUCAGAUAAUGAAAGUGCUAAUAAUACUGACCUGGAACGAAUUUUAGUAGGUGAAGAUUUAUUGCUUAGUACAACAAUUACCAACAGUUCUACUGAUUUGCCUGAAAGAUCACAAUCACCUUCUAUAUUAGUCCAACCUUCAACGUCUAAUGAAAGUUUCUUUACUCCUGCUGACAGACAAGAUAUUAUAGACACUCUUUCAGAUUUUUCUUCAUCAUCAGAUGAAAACUCUGAUGAAGAUGAAAUCGACUGGAAAAAACAAGAUUGGGAACAAAGUCCCUCUAUAGAAUUUUUCGAUUCUGUGCCAUUACGCUCAAGUAGAAGUUUACCUAAUAGAACAAGACCUAUAACAUAUUUUGAACUUUUUUUUGAUGAAGAAGUUGUGAAGAAUAUAGUUGAACAGACAAACAGAUAUGCAGCAUCUUGUAACGCACAAAACUGGCAGGAGUUAUCAGAGGGCGAAUUCAAAGCAUUCCUUGGUAUGAUCAUACAGAUGGGUAUUCAUAAACUUCCAACAAUUGAAGACUAUUGGUCCAGUGACCCCAUAUUACAAGUUAUAGAAAUAGCUGAAACGAUGACUUUACAGAGAUUUCAAAAAAUAUUAAAAUUUUUACAUGUAAAUGAUAACUCACAAAUGCCACUUAGAAAUAGUCCAAAUUUCGACAAAAUGUAUAAAGUGAGACCACUUGUUGAUCGGUUGAACAUUCUGUGUCAAAGAAAUGCAGUACAAACAAAUUCCCAAAGCAUUGAUGAAUGUAUGAUAAAAUUUAAGGGUAGAUCAACCCUCAAACAAUACAUGCCAAUGAAACCGAUAAAGAGGGGGUUCAAGGUAUGGUGCAGAGCUGACAGCACUACUGGAUAUUUAUACCAAUAUGAAAUAUAUACUGGCAAAACAGAUACAAGCGAAACUGGACUGGGGGAGAAAGUAGUAAAAUCCUUGUGUGAAUCUCUUCUUACAAAAGAUUAUUUAGGUCAUGUUGCAUUUGAUAAUUAUUUUUCCAGUGUUGACCUUCUUCAAUACCUCUAUGAAAAUGGCGUCUACAGUACAGCCACAAUUAGAACCGAGCGUGUUGGUUUACCUCUUUUAGUGAAAAAACCUAAAAAUACUGGUGACAAAGAAGAAGAUCAAAGACUUUCAGAGGUAGCAAAAAAGGAAAGCACAAAAAUCAAGAAAAUGAAAAAGGGGAAGUGGAAAUGGAGGGUCAGAGGGAAUGUUGGUUUUGCUGUUUGGAAAGACACAAAGCCAGUUACUGUGGUGAGCACAGCUUUCCACCCAAAAUUAAAAAAAACAUGUAAUAGAACACAAAAAGAUGGGUCUAAAAAAUCUAUCAAGUGCCCUGUAUUGAUAACAGAAUAUACAGCUCGUAUGGGAGGGGUGGACCGUUUUGACCAACAAAGAGGUCAGUACAAUGUUGGUAGAAAAAGUCGAAAAUGGUGGAAAAGAAUUUUUUAUUUUUUAGUUGAUGUUGCAAUUACCAAUGCUCAUAUUUUGCACAAAAAUAAUACAAGAGUCCACAACAGAAUGAAACAAAAAGACUUUAGACUGGCUCUUGCAAGGGAGUUGGUGGAUAAUACUACUUAUAGAAAACGGCCAUUCAAGUCAUUGCCCAAUUAUGUGUCUAAAAAGAAAAAAGUAAAUGAAAGUGGAGAAAGACAAAAACAGAAGUUUGGAGUUCCACAUGAAGUAAGAUUUGGAAGACUUGGUGAGCACUGGCCUGAAGAAACAGAUGGAUAUAAACGCUGUCGCUACUGCAGCACCAAAGUCAACAAUAAAAGGUCUAAAAUACAGUGUGAUCGGUGCGAAGUAGCCCUUUGCAUUACACCCUGUUUCAAAUUGUUUCAUCAAAAUGAUCAAUAAUGGUAUCCCCUGUACCAGCAGUGGCAAUCCUGUUGCCACCAUGUUUUUUUCUAUAACUAAGAAUAAAAAAUUUUUUUAAACAUUUUUUAUAAAUAAAAUAAGGUGCAAUGAACCGAAAAAUUUACUUAUUAUUUCAAUGACACUGAAAAACGUCUCUACCAGUCAAAGGGUUAAAUUUU